CCAAAGGUCCAAGAACUCUUACAUGAAUUUGGUGAUAUAUUUCCCAAAGAGAUACCCCCUGGGCUACCUCCUUUAAGGGGAAUAGAACACCAAAUAGAUUUAGUCCCAGGAGCAAGCCUUCCUAAUAGGCCAGCCUAUAGGACUAACCCUCAGGAGACUAAGGAGAUAGAGUCUCAGGUUAAAGAAUUGUUGGAGAAGGGCUGGGUCCAAGAGAGCCUAAGCCCAUGUGCUGUGCCAGUGUUGUUGGUGCCCAAAAAGGAUGGUACGUGGAGAAUGUGUACAGAUUGCAGGGCCAUCAACAACAUCACUGUAAAGUAUAGGCACCCCAUUCCUAGACUUGAUGAUCUGCUUGAUGAGUUGCAUGGUGCCAAUAUCUUUUCAAAAAUUGAUCUUAAAAGUGGUUAUCACCAAAUCAGGAUGAAAAAGGGUGAUGAGUGGAAAACUGCUUUCAAGACCAAGUUUGGUUUGUAUGAAUGGCUAGUGAUGCCUUUUGGGCUCACUAAUGCACCAAGCACCUUUAUGAGGCUUAUGCAUCAUGUCUUAAGGGAUUUCAUAGGUUUUGUAGUUGGUAGAAAUGGGGUCCAAGUGGACCCUGAGAAAAUCAAGGCCAUCCAAGAAUGGCCCACCCCAAAAAGUUACAUUAGAGGGCAAAGCAAGUUAAACAAGAGGCAUGCAAAAUGGGUAGAGUACCUAGAGCAAUUUCCAUAUGUUAUCAAAUACAAAAAGGGAAAAACAAAUGUGGUAGCUGAUGCCCUCUCUAGGAGACACACAUUGUUUUGCUCCCUAGGAGCUCAAAUUUUAGGAUUUGAUAAUAUUAGGGACUUGUAUGCUUUAGAUGAACAUUUCUCUCCCAUUUAUGAGAGUUGUGGGAAAAAGGCCCAAGAUGGAUUCUAUUUGGCUGAGGGGUAUUUGUUCAAAGAGGGAAAGCUUUGCAUACCCCAAGGAUCCAUUAGGAAAUUACUUGUGAAAGAGAGCCAUGAGGGUGGGCUCAUGGGCCACUUUGGGAUAGACAAGAAUUUUAUGGAUUAUGUGGCGAUGGGUGUUAAGCAUCUCAAAGUGAUCAACCAAGGUCCGCACGCCAACAACAAUUGUCCCUGGACGAAAUUAGGGUAUGACACAGAUGACCCAGUUCGUGGAUCGGUGUACACAUCUACGAACCCAAUAUUUAUUGACGUCAAUCGUUCUAUUACGUUUACACAAUUCAUUCAAAAAAUUAACAGCCUUCUCCCUACUCGAGCAACUGAAAAAGUUGCUGUCCCUAUUUCAUUUCAUAAGGGUCAGACACGUUAUAUUUCAGCACAACUACAAGACAAUGACGAUCUCAGAGGCGCGAUGGAAACAAUUCUCCAUAAUCCACAAUUGAAUUCUACCGAAUUCAAAGCUGUUAGUGACCUUAUUCCUCAACCACAACCAUCAUCACCACAACCCUCAUGUCCACAACAACAACUACCGCCUCCACAACAAUUACCAUAUAACAACAUAGACCUCAAUAAUCCAGUAUCUUCAUACAACAACCUUGAAACACAAGACCCCUUUGAUAUUUAUACUUCAUACACACAACUAUUAUCUGAAAAUCCAUCUUCUUUUGAUGCCCAACAAACCUCCUUUGACCAACAAAACCAUCCUUCAUAUCCCUUUACGCCACCUUCACAACAACCACAAAUGCAAACAUCAAAUCGAAAUGAACAUCCCAUCGCUAACGAAGAUCCCAUUAUAUGA
Glycine soja is the source of this 1719-nucleotide messenger RNA. RefSeq lists its product as uncharacterized. The record is from RefSeq and is a predicted model, not a curated record. The annotation marks the transcript as partial. The transcript is spliced from 4 exons. NCBI's taxonomy places the organism in Eukaryota, Viridiplantae, Streptophyta, Magnoliopsida, Fabales, Fabaceae.